GCCGUCAGUAACUGCAGUCAGCAGUUCAAAGAGCGAGAAUAACAACCAGCAUGAGCUUCAGCGUGGAAGAGAGAGGCAGAGACAACACUCCAGACUACAGAGUUUACUUCAAAAACGCGGAGGGAAAAUAUAUCUCUCCAUUCCAUGACAUCCCCAUCUACGCUGAUGAAGCCGAGAACAUCUUCCACGCUGUUGUCGAGGUUCCUAGAUGGACAAAUGCAAAAAUGGAGAUCGCCACUAAAGAUCCUCUCAAUCCACUGAAGCAGGACGUGAAGAAAGGGAAUCUACGUUACGUUAGCAAUGUCUUUCCUCAUAAGGGCUACAUCUGGAACUAUGGAGCAAUUCCUCAGACAUGGGAGGAUCCAGGGCACAGGGACGGAGACACGGGCUGCUGCGGCGAUAACGAUCCCAUCGAUAUCUGUGACAUUGGGAAUAAGGUCUGCUCUCGAGGGGAAAUCAUCCGUGUGAAGGUGUUGGGGACUCUGGCGCUGAUAGACGAAGGAGAAACCGACUGGAAAGUCAUUGUUAUAAAUGUCGAGGACCCAGAGGCUGAAGACUUUAACGAUAUCGACGACGUCCGCAAACUCAAGCCCGGAUACCUGGAGGCCACACUUGAUUGGUUCAGGAUGUAUAAAGUGCCUGAUGGGAAGCCAGAAAACCAAUUCGCCUUCAAUGGUGAAUUUAAGAACAGGGAUUUUGCCAUUAAAACAGUUAAGGACACUCAUAAUUUCUGGAAAGCUCUAAUCUCCAAGAAAACAGACGCCGGAGAACUCAACUGUAUGAACACCUGUGUCUCCGACAGUCCCUUCUGCUGCUCCGGCACCGAAGCCAAAGUCAUUGUUGAUUCAGCUCGUCCUCACGGUGACGCAGAUCCGGUUCCCAGCUCAGCUGAUAAAUGGUUCUAUUACAAACAAACAUAGAAGAUCAUCAGCGGUGAAAGGAACAAUAAAUGGCCGGAAAACAGUUUUAUUACACCACAGACGAAUCCAUCAAUCACGACUGUCAUAUUUCUGCAGUAUAUUGUAUUAGUUAUAGAUAAACACUGUAUAGUUUGAUUAAUAAAGUUGUAGAGGCCUGAGAAAAGCUUGGAUGUUAGAAAGUCUGUAUGAACAUGCAAACUGUGAAUCCGAAUUAAACAAAGUGACUUUACAAACAUCUCUGGUGGUCAUUACAAUCCAAAUAAACUAUUUUACUGAAAUACAUAUUUAUAUGAUUCAUCUAUUAAUAUAUGGU
Molecule: messenger RNA, 1233 nt
Organism: Ctenopharyngodon idella (grass carp)
Lineage: Eukaryota; Metazoa; Chordata; Actinopteri; Cypriniformes; Xenocyprididae
Gene: ppa1a
Product: inorganic pyrophosphatase 1a
Exons: 11
Coding region: 51-920 (289 amino acids)
Biological process (GO): phosphate-containing compound metabolic process
Cellular component (GO): cytoplasm
Molecular function (GO): inorganic diphosphate phosphatase activity; magnesium ion binding
Source: RefSeq, a predicted model, not a curated record